UAAUUUUUCCUAAUUUUUGGUGGAAAGUAGCAUAUCUUUCUGGUCGUGUUUUCGGUCCCUCGGGUUUGCGCGGUUUCCUCGAUAAUGUACGAGUCCAAUGAGCGACCGAUGAGGAACGAGAAGAGCGAAGGAGGGUGGCUAGAGAAGACUAGGCGCGACUAGACUGUUCGCUACCGGUCGUUAGUGAGAAAUGAUAUGAUCCAGGGUCCGAGGUGAUUGAUUCCAUUGACGUUUAGUGCCAACACAUUCUUGCCCUAAUUUCGGUCUAGUUAAGUCCCCGGUCGGGUUAAUCCCUUUGGUCGCAACGCAAGGCAUCUGAAUCGGACGAGGGGAAGCUGGCAGAGUGCACGCAGUCUCAACUGAUGGGAAUAACUCAUCGACUGCAGAAAAUCAACAUGAUAGGGUAUGAUUCAUGCGGACUGCUGACGACGUGUCGCCAUGUUUCUCCUCUUCUGCCGGGAGAUGCGGGGGGGAACGAGGGCAGAGACAAGCACCACCGGACUGUCCAGGUCGGAAUAAUAAUUCUGACAAUCACUACUGCUGACUGUCGGCACGAUUGGGAAGUGGCAGGUCCCGUGCACAUCCAACUUGCGUCCAACAUGACUCUAACAUGAGUCGUUGCAGGGAGAUACGAGGGGAAGACAAGGGCGAGUAUCCAAUGGCCGCCAGUCCGACAAAGAACCUGCAGGACGAAGGAUACACCGCUGCUUGCCGAUCGGGUGACAUCCUGCCCCUUGUCUAGCCAGGUUCAUACUUCAUUGUCGUGACCGGCAGCGGGUUCGUCACCCACGGUACGGAGUAGGUCCUCAAGCCAUCUUUCCAGACGAACCAUGUCCAGUCCAGACUGGGGAAAAGGGGUUGGCUGGGCGACCUUCAGCGUUGCAUUCUGGCAAUUCGGCGUUGGAAGAAUUGAGACAUCUUUUUCCUCUCGACGAGGCGGGACUUUCCCCGAGGCGAGGCUGCCCUAGUAGAAGCCCAACAGGUCGCAUCGGACGCUUUGAUCAGGACGGAAAAAAAAAAGAAAAUAUAAUCAGAAUGGAGAAAUCAGAGUGAAAUGCAACCACACGGGUGCGGCUCAACACGAACUGGCCGGACAGUCGUCGACUUUCUCUCUCUCGCUCUCUCUGUUUCUCCACUGCACGACGCCGAUGGAUGCACGCCAGGAUUCUCGUGCUAAUUGGACCCGGCCUGUUGAUGCCCCGCUCUCUGUCUGCCUCUGGGAUGAGGUAGUGCCAAUAGUCAUAUAUGGACCGGGCUUCACGCCAGAAUUGGGUCUUCUUUUCUUCUUUCUUUGUUGCUGGAUGCCGCUACCCUCGCUUGCCAUUCGGCUUUCCUAAAGGCAGCUAAAGGCAGGGUGUUUCCGUAGUUGCUUCUUCCCUUUUCUUAUUUUUUGGGGGUUCUUUGUCUGUCUCCUUCUGAUCCGCUUCUAUCGCGCUUCGAAGGCAAGCACGUCCGAGUUAGGGUUUCUUAACUCCCGCCCAUCGGUCGAUGCGGGCAGAAGAGGUGAUUGAUUUGCACUCGCCUCUAAUUUCCUGCGCUCCAAUCAUUGAGCUGGUGAGCCAACCCCGUAGACUGUAGCGCAAGGAUUCCGCCAUGAAGCCCUCGCGCGCCGUCGUCUCGCUACUGGCAACCUCACUGCUCUCGCCCGCGCUGGGCGCCGUCACGCCGUCGGUGCUCAUCAAGGGUGGCGGAGGUCAACCGGUGACGGUGACGGAAACCAGCAUCCGGACGGUUACCGUGUCAGAGACUUGUCAGAUCCCUACCACGGUGCUGCCUUCAAGCCAGCCGGAGGACACGAGCGUCGCGGUGCCGCCCACAACGGCCGCCGAUCCGGGAUAUUCCACGCUACCAGAAAUUUCCAGCGCUCCUGCCACCGAAACCUCGGCGGACAAUGGCUAUUCUACUCUUCCAGAGCCCCCUAGCCCGCCGAGCACGACCUCAGUCGAGGCCACGGCGCCUCCUGCGUCAACCUCCGUCGUCCCCCCGCCGGCCGUGACCACCAGCGCUGUGCCGCCGUCGGGGGAGCCCGAGGACUGCGACUGUUCGGUGACUGUAAUUCCGAUUACUACACGUACCUACACUAUUCCCGUCCCAGGACCGACUCAGACCACGUCGACGGUGCCAGAGACGACGAGCAAUCCGCCGUCCACGACGACUCGCGUCUCGCUGCCGCCGCCCAGUUCGACCAUCACCACGCCUCCUGCUCCGCCGACGACAACAACGACGACGACGAGCACCAUCGACUGUUACUGUGACGGCUGCGGUGGCUGCGGCGAGGACACGGUCACUGUGACGGUCACCACGACCUUCACUUCAGUAACGACGUCGGUGGUCACCUCUACGGGCUACAUUACCUCCUUCCGCACGAGAACGGUGUCGCAAACAGUCACUUCAGCGGAGACCGUCCUGGUGCCCACCACCACCACGCUGACCUCGACUAUCACUAACACCAUCACUUCCUCGUACAUCUCUACGCAGACCGUAACCACCACCAAGGGUUACACCCAGACUGAUACCGUCUCUAACACCGUCACGCGGCCGGGAGAGACUGUCACCGCGACCCGAACUGCCAACGGCACCGUCACAGUCACGGACCGAGAGACCGUCACCGAGACCGAGACAGCGCCUGGCACGACAGUGACGGUCAGCAGGGGCAAUCCCGGCCACACGGUGACGUUGACGGUGACAGUCACCGACGAGGGCGAGGGCGAGACGGCUACCGAAACGGUGACUCGCACGCAGACGCGGGACACUACGCAGACGGUCACUCUGCCGGAGAGAACGAUUACAUUGCCUGGCUCGACAGUCACUGGCCCCGGUGGCACCGUCACUCUUCCCGGGGAGACGAUUACUCUACCUGGACAAACCGUGACCCAGCCCGGUGAAACGGUCACCCAGCCAGGCGAGACCAUCACCCAACCCGCAGAAACGGUCACCCAGCCGGGAAGAACCAUCACGCUGCCGGGCGAGACGGUCACCGGGCCUGGAGGAACGGUUACCCUGCCCGGAGAGACGGUCACCUUACCGGGAGAGACGAUUACCCAACCAGGGGAGACAAUUACUCGACCCGGAGAGACGGUGACUAGUCCUGGGCAGACCAUAACGAGACCGGGAGAGACCGUCACCUCCGUGCAGACGUUGCCCGGAACCACCAUGACUCUGCCUGCUUCCACGCUGACCACCACCAUCGUCGUGCCUCCCACUACCAUCACCGAGUCCGGAUCGGUGACUACGCUGCCUGCAUCCACGGUGACCUCGACCAUUACCCAGCCUGGCCGCGUGGUGACUGUGCCCCCGUCUGUCGUCACUUUGCCCGGAUCGACGGUGGUUAACACCAACACCGUCCCCGGCCCAACCUCGGUCAACACCGUGUCGGUGACUGUGAUCAUCAGCACGACCAUCUUCGACACGGUUACUUUGCCUGGAUCGAGUACCACCAUCACCGUCACCGACAUUCCCGCCACCGGCACCGUGACGGCCACCGGAACCACGACUCUGUCUAUUUGUCCCAGCCUAACCAUAAACCCGACCUACACCCCAGCUGCGCCGCUGCCUCGCGACUACACUUGGGGAUGUCCGCCGGGGUAUCUCUGCAAGCCCAAGCACGUUGGUGCCGACGCAGGAUGCAACUUCGAGGCUGGACUGCCGGCGGAGAGUUACGUCUGCAGUCCGGACCAGUGUAUCGAGAGCCCGCCGUUCAUUCACAAGCAGCUCUGGGGCGAGCCGGGCGAGUCCGAUAAGGUGGCGCCGACUUACAACGUCUCCAAGGGUUACUUCAACUUAAACCCUCACCUAUUCCGGCUAGAUUACUCCAUCUUCAAGUAUCCCGAGAAUACAUCGGACCUGGAGCACUACUACAAGCGGUCCUUCGGGUCGCGGUUCCGUGGCAAACUACUGUCGCGACAGUCGAUCACCGACGUCCCUCCGGAGUGCUACGACGAAUGUAACGACGCGGCGCUGGAGGUGGAGUCCACGGGCAAGUCGGAGAAGAUCUGCCGGUCCAACUCGGUGUUCAAGCGCUCCCUCGGCAGCUGCGAAAAAUGCAGCAAUCGCGAGCGCUCCAACGGGUUCGACGAGGUCGUCCUGCCGAAUUUCCAGCAGUUCUUGAACUACUGCGAGGAUCAGCCGUCUGGCACGUCCACCGCGGCUGGUAUCACGGAGAGCUCGUCGCAAACCGCCACCGAUGCCACUACGUCGGCGCGGGAAACGACUACAAGCCGUGAUUCGGACUCGACGACAUCAUCGGCGUCGGCGUCGGCGUCGGCGUCUGCUACGGUGACCCGGGCGACAACUACAGCGACGGCUGCGACAACGAGCCGAGGAUUGAGGACGACGGACUCGGACACGACAGAAUCGCAGACGAGAGAAUCGCAGACGACAGGGCCACAGACGACGGGCGCAAGCAGCACCCAUAGUGACGCCAGGACGACUACCACUCACCCGGAUAGAAGAGAAUCCGAUCGCAGCACCACGAUCACCGAGUCGACGCGCUCGUCGGCUCGCACCCUGUCCGGCGAUAGCACCUUCACUGCGACGGACUCGACCAGGGUGACGGCCCCCAGCAGCGGCACAACCAGCGGCGCGACCCGAUCCGCCACCUCCACCUUCACCUUUACGCAUAGCGCCUCUACAGGGUCUGACGCGUCGACGGAGACCGGGGGCAGCCAGACGAUCAGCGCACCCGGUGGCGAGAACACUGCAGGUGCCCCCGGCAGCACCGCCGGAGGUCCGUCCUCAGGAACAGAUGCCACGCAGACUGCAACCGACUCUGCCGGAGCAACGGCCACCGACAGCGAGGAGGCGCCUCUCGCCACUGGUGCUGCCAUGGCCCUGAAGGUGCCGUCACAUUGGAGUGCAUUGGCGUCGACGAUUGCAUUGAUUGCUCUCCUGGUCUAGAGGCCAGGGUGUUUGGGUUUGAUUUCGGAUAUUAACCGGCAUUUCCAUUUCUUUCUCAAUUAUUACUAUUAUUAUGUGCCAUGUUGUAUUGUUAAUCAUACGACGUCCCCUCCUUUAAUGUUUAUAUCGACGGGGAGGAAACGAGUUACGAGUGAUGUGGAAAGCGUGGUUUACGUAGGAUACCUACGAGUUUAAUUUUAUAUAAUGUCAGUGUGAUCAGGCUAUUGUGAUAGAAUGCUAGAAAAUUGUUUAUC
This is a messenger RNA of Aspergillus melleus, 5150 nucleotides long. RefSeq lists its product as uncharacterized. The coding region runs from base 1594 to 4896 and encodes 1100 amino acids. The transcript has 5 exons. The record is from RefSeq and is a predicted model, not a curated record. Lineage: Eukaryota; Fungi; Ascomycota; Eurotiomycetes; Eurotiales; Aspergillaceae.